Colossoma macropomum (tambaqui) is the source of this 7167-nucleotide messenger RNA. RefSeq names its product MAP-kinase activating death domain (gene madd). The record is from RefSeq and is a predicted model, not a curated record. NCBI's taxonomy places the organism in Eukaryota, Metazoa, Chordata, Actinopteri, Characiformes, Serrasalmidae. Gene Ontology annotation, cellular component: cytosol. Bases 443 to 5431 code for a protein of 1662 amino acids. Gene Ontology annotation, molecular function: guanyl-nucleotide exchange factor activity. Gene Ontology annotation, biological process: regulation of Rab protein signal transduction; regulation of apoptotic process. The transcript is spliced from 37 exons.
AACUCCUCAGCCGCCCACAGUGAGAAUGAGUGGCAGCCUGAGGAGGGGAGAAUUCAUCUAACGACACAUUUCAGCCACACACCCCUCCCCGAGCGACAGUCUGCACUUUUCCAGAUGUGCAGCACACGCUUCGAGAUCCACUCGAUAUGUCCGACGGAUAUAUAGCGUUGCCAUCGUUUGUUUUGUGAAAAAAACAUCAGAAUACAUCGCUGUGGCGAGACAACAUCGCAACGACGUGAGCUAGCUUAAGUAAGCUAGCAGGAGAGCUUGCUUGCUAGCUGUUGGAGGAGGAUCCAUUACUGUAUGGCUCUCAGCGCAAUGAUUGGCUACUGCUUCUUUAGGUCAGCCUGCUCCUAGCUCUACUGCCUCCUGAUUGGACAGCUUCUGUGAAGAGAGCUUAUUGUCACGGUUGCCAUGACUUAGAAAUACUGCUUGUUUAGAGAUGGAGAAAAAGAAAAUGUGUCCCCGCCUCCUGGACUACCUGGUGGUAGUUGGAGCAAGGCAGCCCAGUAGUGACAGUGUGGCUCAGACACCACAGCUGCUGAGGCGCUACCCUCUGGAGGAUCAUGCGGACUUCCCUCUGCCACCUGACGUGGUGUUCUUCUGCCAGCCUGAGGGCUGUCUGAGUAUCCGGCAGCGCCGGGUCAGCCUCCGUGAUGACUCCUCCUUUGUUUUCACGCUCACUGACAAGGAUUCGGGUGUUACACGCUACGGCAUCUGCGUCAACUUCUACCGAUCCUUCCAGAGGGGCCAUCACCGCCCACGGGCAGAGGGUAAAGACAAGCCCCCACAGACAGACCCUGCAGUCGAGGCCACGGAGAAGUCAGACCCCUCUACGCUGUCUCUAUCAGGAGACUCCACAGCACCCUCAGCCAGUGAUGGUGUGGUGCCACCGGGUGAAAUGGCUGGCGGGAAAUCACCCCGGCCGAAGCGCAGCAGGGCAACAUCACGGAACCGGAACAGCACACUGACGUCGCUGUGCAUGCUGAGCCACUACCCCUUCUUCUCCACCUUCAGAGAGUGUCUGUACAUCCUCAAACGUAUGGUGGACUGCUGCAGCCACCGGCUCAACCAGAGACCUGGGGCUACCAAGGGCACUCAGCGGGACGCCAUGUGGCGUGUGUUUACCGGCGCUCUCUCAGUGGAGGAGAAGGAAAAGGGUAGUCAGCUGCUGCAAGACCUGAGGGAGAUCGAGUCAUGGGUGUACAGGCUGCUGCGUUCUCCGGUGCCUGUAGCGGGUCUUCGGCGUGUAGAUGUGGAGGUGCUCCCACACGAGCUGCAGCCAGCACUCACCUUCGCCCAACCAGACUCAUCUCGCUUCUGCUUGGUGGACUUCCCCCUCCACCUGCCCCUGGAGCUGCUGGGAGUGGAUGCCUGCCUGCAGGUGCUCAGCUGCAUCCUGCUGGAGCACAAGGUGGUACUGCAGUCUCGGGAUUACAACGCUCUAUCAAUGAGUGUAAUGGCAUUCGUUGCCAUGAUCUACCCUCUGGAGUACAUGUUCCCCGUUAUCCCUCUGCUGCCCACCUGCAUGGCCUCGGCUGAACAGCUGCUACUAGCCCCCACUCCAUACAUCAUUGGUGUGCCUGCCAGCUUCUUUCUGUAUAAGUCAGACUUUAAGAUGCCUGAUGAUGUUUGGCUGGUGGAUCUUGACUGCAACAAGGUCAUUGCUCCUAGCAAUGCAGAAAUACUCCCACCUUUACCAGAACCAGAAGCCUCAGAGCUGAAGAAACACCUGAAACAAGCUCUGGCAAGUAUGAGUUUGAAUACUCAGCCUAUUCUAAACCUAGAGAAGUUCCAGGAGGGCCAGGAGCUGCCCCUGCUGCCCCCAGGGCGAGAUAAGUCCUCACCCUCCUCCACAGAGUUUAACCCCCUCAUCUAUGGAAAUGAUGUUGACUCUGUGGAUGUGGCCACAAGGGUGGCAAUGGUGAGGUUCUUCAACUCUCCGAACGUGCUACAGGGUUUCCAGAUGCACACCCGCACGCUGCGGCUGUUCCCACGUCCCGUGGUUGCCUUUCAGGCCACUUCAUUCUUGGCCUCCCGGCCAAGACGCACUGGCUUUGCUGAGAAACUCUCCCACACGCAAGCUGUGGAGUAUUAUGGAGAAUGGGCCCUUAACCCCACUAACCUGGCCUUCCAGAGGAUCCAUAACAAUGUUUAUGACCCCUCCCUAAUAGGCGAUAAGCCUAAGUGGUAUGCUCACCAGUUGCAGCCAGUCUUUUAUCGUGUGUAUGAUGGAAACUCCCAGCUUGCAGAAGCCAUGAGUGGACCACUGGAGGACGAAGCUAAUGACUCAGAUCCUACAGACGACAGUGGCAGUGACAGCGAGGCAUAUGACGACUCUAGCUCUUCCUACUCCUCACUCGGAGAUUUUGUGAAUGAGAUGAUCAAAGGGGACAUACAGGGCGACACACCAAAUGUGGAUCCCUUGACCCAUGCAGCUCUUGAAGACGCUAAUGAGGUGGAGAUCCAUGACUUCCAGGAGUAUAAGGAGGAGUGUGAGGAGCGAGGGCCUGAAAUGGAGGGUGCUACUGAGGCAACAGACAGCCAACCACUUCGCUCGAGCUCCAGCACCACGGCCAGCUCCAGCCCUAGCACUGUCAUCCAGGGAGUGAAUCAUGAGCAGACAGAGCCUGUUGAGAUGGAGGCAUCAGCUAGUGCAGCACUGCAGAAUUCUGUCCCUGGUUUGGGUGCCCCACCAUUCACAAGACCGGCCCCAGAGCCAGCCCCUGCUGACCUAGCUAAUAAGAAGCGGGAGUAUGAUAACCCCUAUUUUGAGCCCCAGUAUGGCUUCCCUGCAGAAGAGGAGGCUGACAGUGAGGAACAAGAGGAGAGCUACACACCACGCUUCAAUCAGAACAUGAAUGGAAACAAGCCAUCUCGCCCAUUGAGGCCCAGUAGCCUGAAACUACCAGGCGAGUCUGAUGGAGAGGGAGACUCUAAGAACAGCUCACCCAACUCUACCAUCUCCAAUAACAGCAGUGAUGGCUUUGCAGGACUCAUGUCUUUUGCCAGUAACUUAUAUAAGAACCAUGGCACCAGCUUCAGUCUGUCCAGCCUGGCUCUCCCUAAUAAAGCAGCUAGAGAGAAGAACACUCCCUUCCCCAGCCUUAAAGUAUUUGGGCUAAAUUCUCUAAUGGAGAUUAUAACAGAGGUCGGCCCGGGGAGCGGAGAAGGUGCCCGUGCCCCACGUGCUUUGGUGGAUCAGAAGUCCUCUGUGAUAAAGCACAGUCCCACAGUGAAGAGGGAGCCUCCUUCACCACAGGGCAGAGCCAACAACACAAGCGAAAACCAACAGUUCCUUAAGGAGGUGGUGCAGAGUGUGCUGGAUGGCCAAGGUGUUGGCUGGCUCAACAUGAAAAAAGUGCGCCGCCUGCUGGAGAACGAGCAGCUGCGUGUCUUUGUACUCAGCAAACUCAACCGUGCUGUCCAGUCAGAGGAGGACGCUCGGCAGGAAGUCAUCAGAGAUGUGGAGAUUAACAGAAAGGUGUAUAAAGGCAUGCUGGAUCUGCUUAAGUGCACUGUCUCCAGUCUGGAGCACUCCUACACUAAUGCAGGGCUAGGUGGCAUGGCCAGUGUCUUCAGCCUUUUAGAAAUAGCACGAACCCACUACCAAACCAAAGAGCCAGAGAAGCGAAAGCGAAGUCCCACAGAUGGGGCGAGCAGUCCAGGCAGUAAGGAGAGCCCGUCUGUCCGCGUUGAGAGCGCCAGGGCAGCAGGCGUGCUCCUGGUGCCCCGAAUUCAGCUGCCACCCCCUUCCUCUGGGAAAGGGGCACGUCAGUUUGACACCCGGAGUCUGAACGAAGAGAAUUUUAUUGCUUCCAUUGAAUUGUGGAGCAAGCACCAGGAUAACAGAAAGCAAAAAGCUAUGGAAAAAGAACAGAGGGCUGAAGGGGCAAAGCAGCGUGCAGAAGGGGGUGAUACUGAGGAGAAGAAAUCUCAGAUCAGUGCAGACAGUGGCCUCAGCGUGACCUCAGGCUCUCAGAAGAGCGAUUCUGAGUCGUUGGCAAGUUCAGAGCCUCCAGCUCUGACGAGGAGCACCAGUCAGGACUCUGAGGCCAGCACAGUGGUGAGCAACAGCUCAGGUGAGACGCUGGGCGCUGACAGUGACCUGAGCAGCACAGCGGGAGAUGGACUGACUGGUCGGCCCUCUCCACACCUCACACUUUCCCGCAGUACCCUCUCGGACAGUGAAAUAGAGACCAACCCUGCAACCAGCUCUGUGUUCGGGAAGACCCAUAAGCUGAAGCCUGGUGUAAAGGAGCCUGUUGGGGGUGUUGCUAAGGGAGCCCCUGCCCAGCCGCUUGAAGAUGUCAGCAUGAGGAUCUAUUUGUGUGAAGGGCUCCUAGGGAGGGAUAAGAGCUCAGUGUGGGAUCAGCUGGAGGAUGCUGCCAUGGAAACCUUCUCUCUGAGUAAGGAGCGCUCCACUCUAUGGGACCAGGUGCAGUUCUGGGAGGAUGCGUUUUUGGAUGCCGUAAUGCUUGAAAGAGAGGGAAUGGGUAUGGACCAGGGACCACAGGAGAUGAUUGACAGGUACCUUUCACUUGGUGAACAUGACCGCAAGAGGCUGGAGGAUGAUGAGGACAGACUGCUGGCCACUCUGUUGCACAACAUGAUUGCCUACAUGCUAAUGAUGAAGGUGAAUAAGAAUGACAUCAGGAAAAAGGUCCGGCGUUUGAUGGGGAAGUGUCACAUCGGCUUGACGUAUAGCCAGGAGAUCAAUGAGGUCCUGGACCGUCUUGCACAGCUGAGUGGAAGGGAACUUCCGAUAAGACCGAGCGGGAGCCGCCACAUAAAGAAGCAGACCUUUGUGGUGCAUGCAGGGACUGAUACCACAGGGGACAUUUUCUUCAUGGAGGUGUGCGAUGACUGCAUCGUACUGCGUAGUAACAUUGGGACGGUUUAUGAGCGCUGGUGGUAUGAAAAGCUAAUAAAUAUGACCUACUGCCCCAAGACCAAAGUGCUGUGCCUGUGGAGGAGGAACGGGCAAGAGACACAGCUCAACAAAUUCUACACCAAGAAGUGUCGGGAACUGUACUACUGUGUCAAAGACAGCAUGGAGCGCGCAGCAGCACGACAGCAAAGCAUCAAACCAGGUCCAGAGCUGGGAGGGGAGUUCCCUGUGCAGGACAUGAAGACAGGAGAAGGAGGUCUCCUGCAGGUCACCCUCGAGGGAAUUAACCUCAAAUUCAUGCACAGCCAGGUUUUCAUAGAGCUGAAUCACAUUAAAAAGUGCAAUACAGUGAAGGGAGUCUUUGUCCUGGAGGAAUUUGUUCCUGAAACUAAAGAAGUGGUGAUCCACAAGUACAAGACUCCAAUGGCACAUCAGAUCUGUUACUCCGUGCUCUGUCUCUUCUCCUACAUGGCUGCAGUAAAGGGGAAGGAGGCAGAGGGCAGACCCAAGAUGCUGUCCCCUCGCCCGCUGCCCAGCUAGUGCACAUUUCUCUGCUGUACUUUUUCCAGCCCUGUCCUAGUUUUCUCUGUCAUACCUACACCAUACCAUGUUCUCCAGGCUGUAGAUCCAGGCCAGAUCAUCUGCUUCUGUACUACUGGCUUGAGCUUCACUGCCCUCUUCUGGACAAUAUUCCUUAUAUUUAUCAAUCUUAUCAACUUGAUUAAUCUACUUCACAGAGAAGUGAAUACACCCUAACUGGUCCUUUUUGUCAAACUUUGGUCCUCGACCUUUCAGUCGAUUAAUUUCGUCCAUGACUACACAUCUUCGUCCUUUCACCACAGAACAGUAAGCAUGCCCACAGCGGACCUCUCUUCAACUGCAACUGAUCAGCAUCCUUGUUAUCAAGUCUCCAGUGGGCUGCAUCUUUCCUACAUGGCUGAGCUGCUGUCCCCACCUCUUGCAUGUGGUCAGAGGUGUCCGCUUGCAUGCGGGUCCAAUGCACAUCUGCAAACUGGCAUUUGCAUCCCCAGUUCAUGUCCUGACAAGCUCUCCGGCUCCUGCUUUUCCUAAAUUCAUCUUCAUGUCUUUGAAUCCAGAGACUGUGAUAAAUUAUUAUAUGUGCUCAGUGGUACCGUAACCUCCAGUUUGCCCUGUCUAAGGUUGACGAAGCGUUUAAAACACUCCAUCUGCAAGGCUAUGACAUAUGUUAUCCCCAAACAAGCCACCAGGGAGCACCAGUUUUAAGCAUUUCAUUCAGCCUUCCUCACCUGCUCUUAGUGGUCCAAAAUAUGUGUAGCUCUUUAGCUUUGCCCUGAGCCUACUGUACUAGUUCUACUGUAAAAGCUCUGUUUGUGAACAGCUAUGAUAUUGCAUGUUGCUGUAAGAAGAAAAAAAAAAUCAAAAAACAAGCAAAAAAAUUACACUGUACAUUUCACUGGAGCAAUGUUCGAAAAAAAAAAAGUUCUAAAAAACAAACUGUGGUUUGUUGAGUAGAUGUGCAAUACUAUCUGUAGUGGGUAUCGAGAACAUGCCCUGUAAUGAGAACUGUUCUCCACCGUCCCCUGUCAGAGUGAAGGCUGGGGGACUGGAUGUGAUCAACACAGUAACAGAAGGAGGCAUUAUUGAGUGUGUGAAAGCUGAAAAACAGCUGUGUUUGGAGAUCUCUUGUAUUCACAUGUAGGUCUGUAAGUCUACUGAUGUCCAAUCACUGUUUGAGGGAACCUAAAUAUUACAUAAUUUGGAGAAACGUCCAAUUUAAACUGUCCCUUUCCUGCUUGUGUGUGUGUGUGUGUGUGUGUGUGUGUCUGUCUGUCUGUCUGUACUCACGGAGGAGGCUGUGUUACAGCAUCUCUGGUAUAUGUUUUAAUGUCCUUUUACGUGUUAUGAUUUUAAACACAUGUCCAUUCAUGAAUGUGUAUGUUGGUGUGCGUUCCCACGAAGAGCAAUCAUUUUAGAUGGUUAUUAAUAAGGCCCGCUGUCCGUAGGCUUUAGUUGUAAAUAGCACAAGACAAGAUCCACCACUUCAAAGAGUCUCCAAAGACGGGUGUUUUGAUUUGGUGAGUGCUGAAUGACCACGGUCCUAACAGACACUGCAGCGUCUGCGCUCGUCUGGCCUUUCAUUCUGUUCCUCUUAGAGCUCAGAGCAAGAGGGAAAAGGAGGAGGAAGAGAGAGAAAGAGAGACGUUUGGAUGUAAAUAUUUCAGUGUUUAAAAAGUAUUUAUAGAACCUGUACAGCUUUGGCAAUAUGACAAUAAAAGAUGUUCAACCCAAAUGAC